AUGGUGCAGCAAGCAGCGAAGGAGGUGAUCCCGCUGAUGACGCCGUACAAGAUGGGCCAAUUCCAGCUCUCCCACCGGGGGGUGCUCGCGCCGUUGACGAGGUGCCGCUCCUACGGCAACGUGCCGCAGCCGCACGCCGCCGUGUACUACUCGCAGCGCGCCACCAAGGGCGGCCUGCUCAUCGCGGAGGCUACGGGGGUGUCGGCCACCGCGCAGGGGUACCCGGAGGCUCCCGGCAUCUGGACGCAGGAGCAGGUCGAGGCGUGGAAACCCAUCGUCGACGCCGUCCACCGACGCCGUCCACCGUAA
Messenger RNA from Miscanthus lutarioriparius, 309 nucleotides. NCBI's taxonomy places the organism in Eukaryota, Viridiplantae, Streptophyta, Magnoliopsida, Poales, Poaceae. The record is from the annotation of a GenBank genome assembly.